UCUUUUCUUCUAUUCUUUUAUUUCACUUAUUACCAGAAGAUAAGGGCAAAAGUACCAAUCUCCACGCUGUUUAAUUUAAUAAUCAUGAUCUGUGAGCUUUUUUUGGACUUUCUGAUCCUUGAUUCUUUUUAACCCUGGGCAUCCUCAAACCUUGGAAUCUCCUCCUCUUCAGAGCAGGACGCAGCAGGAUCCCUGGAUGGUUUAUUCCCUAUUUCAGUGUUCCUGUCCAAAGAUCUCCUCACUGAUUGACACCCCUGAGACUCUCCUCUGAUAUGAUGGGAGAGCUCUUGGUACACCCCAAACUUUCAUUUGUUGGGAAUUAUUUGUCUCUCAGCCCUGUGCUGUGAGCUGGAUAAUCUUUGGAGCUCUGUGUCUCUUGUGGAAUCACAAAUGAACAAAGCUCACUGUGGAAUCACAAAUAAACUAAGCUCACUCCAUGUUCAUACCACAAAGGUUAAUUAAAUGUAAAUCUGCAUAUUCAGGGGACACUAAGCUGAUCUUAAAGCCUUUUUUCCUUCUCAGAUCCUUGAUUUGAAGCAGCUGGGACAGACCUGGCUCCUCUCCGUGGGGAGCUCCUGUGGGAAGAUCAGUCCCGCGUUUCACUCGGCCACCUCAGCUCCUCCUCUUUGCCAAAACCAUGGGGUUUUCGGAGAAAUGUAGACCUGUUUGGGGCUGAGGUGAUGAAACUCCCUGAACUUUCUCCCCGGUGUGUUUUUUGGGGUGUUCCCCCCGCCCCUGGCCCGUGAGGAUGGGUUAUUGCGCGGCCCUGAACUGCCGCAACGGCACCAGCGGCACCUACAAGAACAGCUCGGUCAGUUUUUAUGGCUUCCCCCUCCAAAACAAAGCCCUGCUGAGGCAGUGGCUCCAAAACAUGGGCCGGGACAUGGAGACCCUCUCCAAAUACCACUGCCUGUGCUCGGAGCACUUCGAGGAGAGCUCCUUCGAGGUGGAGCCCGUGAAAAUCCGCAAGAGACGGCGCCUGCUGAAGGAAGCUGUUCCCAGCAAAUUCAUCCUGGCCUUGGAUGGGACCUGGCUCGUGGGCACCCCCCAGGCUGGCGGCGACGUGACGAGCAACAAAACCCGAAAAAGGAUCCGGAAUUCCGAGCCCAGUGGGGUAAUCGAGGGGCUGGAUAGUGGGGAUCAAUUCAAUUAA
Messenger RNA from Haemorhous mexicanus (house finch), 1153 nucleotides. RefSeq names its product THAP domain-containing protein 5-like. The record is from RefSeq and is a predicted model, not a curated record. The coding region runs from base 749 to 1153 and encodes 134 amino acids. The transcript has a single exon. Lineage: Eukaryota; Metazoa; Chordata; Aves; Passeriformes; Fringillidae.